This is a messenger RNA of Coregonus clupeaformis (lake whitefish), 444 nucleotides long. Its product is annotated as histone H1-like. The transcript has 2 exons. Gene Ontology annotation, molecular function: DNA binding. Gene Ontology annotation, biological process: nucleosome assembly. Gene Ontology annotation, cellular component: nucleosome. The record is from RefSeq and is a predicted model, not a curated record. The coding region runs from base 1 to 444 and encodes 147 amino acids. NCBI's taxonomy places the organism in Eukaryota, Metazoa, Chordata, Actinopteri, Salmoniformes, Salmonidae.
AUGGCAGAAGUCGCACCAGCAGCCGCAGCAGCCGCGCCGGCCAAGGCACCCAAGAAGAAGGCAGCAGCCAAGCCCAAGAAAGCGGGACCCAGCGUAGGAGAGCUCAUCGUCAAGGCUGUGACCGCUUCCAAGGAGAGGAGCGGCGUGUCCCUGGCCGCGCUCAAGAAGACGCUGGCGGCAGGCGGCUACGACGGCACCCUGGUCCAGACCAAGGGCACCGGUGCAUCCGGCUCCUUCAAGCUCAACAAGAAAGCUGUCGAGGCGAAGAGGCCCGCCAAGAAAGCCGCAGUCCCCAAAGUAAAGAAGGUUGCCGCCAAGAAGCUCGCCGCGGCGAAGAAGCCCAAGAAGGUAGCAGCCAAGAAGGCCGUCGCCGCAAAGAAGUCCCCAAGAAGGCCAAGAAGCCCGCUACACCCAAAAAGGCCGCCAAGAGCCCCAAGAAGGUGA